This is a messenger RNA of Cucurbita pepo subsp. pepo (vegetable marrow), 1278 nucleotides long. The record is from RefSeq and is a predicted model, not a curated record. NCBI's taxonomy places the organism in Eukaryota, Viridiplantae, Streptophyta, Magnoliopsida, Cucurbitales, Cucurbitaceae.
UCGUAAGAGCGAUAGAAUUAGAAUUAAAUAAAGAAAGCCGGAAAAAGAGAGAAAGCAAAAACAGAGCAUAUGCGAAGUGCUGUGUAUUUCUCUCGCAACAAGGAAGGUAAAGUUCUUCCAAUCCCAUCAAAACCCCAAUCUUAUCGCUUUUCCUUCAAUCUUCCAAUGGAUCGCUCACUCCUCCUCGCCACUCUUUUCACUCUUCUUCUUCUUCUCCCAGAUGUUCAAUCGACGUCUUUUAAGUUGAUCAACAAGUGUCGGACCACGAUUUGGCCGGGUCUGUUAUCAGGCGCCAACACCCCCCAGCUUCCGACCACCGGCUUCGCCCUCCGCAGCGGCAAAUCCAAGAUCGUUCCGGUCCCGAAAUCUUGGUCGGGUCGGUUAUGGGCUCGGACCCUUUGUGGGUUAGAUUCAGAUGGGAAGUUCUCUUGUCUCACCGCCGAUUGUGGAUCGGGUAAAGUGGAGUGCGACGGCGGCGGUGCUAAACCACCGGCUACCUUGGCGGAGUUCACUCUCAACGGCGCCGAUGGGCUUGAUUUUUACGACGUCAGCUUGGUCGACGGUUAUAAUCUUCCGAUGCUGGUUGUGGCCAAAGGUGGAACCAGAGGCGGUUGCGCUGCUACCGGCUGUUUGGUGGAUUUGAACGGCGCGUGUCCAUCGGAGCUACGAGUAGCGCGUGGUGGUAGUCGCGGUGGAAGUAGCGUGGCUUGUAGAAGCGCGUGUGAGGCUUUUAAUGCUCCGCAAUUUUGUUGCAGUGAGGCCUUCUCUACCCCUGACACGUGUCGUCCUUCUGUAUAUUCGGAGUUCUUCAAACAUGCUUGCCCACGCUCUUAUAGCUACGCGUAUGAUGACAAAACCAGCACUUUCACGUGCGCAUCCGCCGACUACCUUAUCAUAUUUUGUCCACUACCUUACACCAGUCAGAAAGUGUUGAGUGCAAGGAAAGACGGAGUAGCGCUACCGCUCGUGAACAAGACCAUGAUGUACUUGAGAAGCCGAAGAUCGAUCAGCAUUCGAUCGGCAGUUUCAGGCUUAUAGUCUCGAAAUGAGGUGUCGAGGGACGGAGAGAGGAGUUCGAGACGGGCGUAUCGGCGACAGCAUACUCAAAAGAUGGAAAGCUUUUUUUGUUUAUACACAGUUGAAGUUUGAUAUGAUAUUAUUAUUUUGGAAGAAUUCAGAUUAAUUAUUUUUAUUUUUAAUUUGAUGGAAUUAUGGAGUAAAAACCGACACUAAAAAACAAUAUCGAUUAUGUGAGCUUCACGUGGUUGGAUUCUCUCU